CAUUACACACAUUCAUAAGCCCAUGCCCCAAACGUCCAUAAUCGUCCCACGGAUCCAUUUACCAUAGCUUAGAUUACAGAAUUUCAAGCCCGCUGACGCCGGCUCCCGUGAGUCGCGCUGUCAGCGGGGGGAAAUGCAUGACGUUAGAAAUACAAGAAAUAAGUCAGAUUCCGAACGCCGAGCGAGCAAGGCGAUUUUGAUAAAACCCUACUAUACCAGAACCAAAACAAUAACCAGCCAUGAACGCCACCGAGAACACCCCAGCUAAGGCGCACCAGAGAGCCGCUGCAUCAGCAGAGUCACCCGAAGUCGUAGACCUCAUGGAUUUCUCCGACGCCGAGGAACCGGAGUCCGCUGCCAAGGCGGACGAGGAAGCCGCCCCGAAGCCAGGAAGAGCCGAAGAACCCCACACCUCCGAUGGGGACAUGUACGCAGAUAUGGAGCUAGACGCCGACGAGGCAGGGGCAGCCGACCACGAGGGUCCCCGAGACAGCCCCCCGCUGUUCUCCCGCCGACCAUCCGGGUUCCUUCGAGAGAACCUGUGGUCGCCGCCGCCGUAUAAACGACGAGCCGCGCCCUGCUCCCCGGAGCCAGGGUCACCGUCAUUCGAAGAGGAGUUCGAAGAUGUCGGUUCUAGCCAGCACAUCAUACGCGCCGAUGUUCGAACAGGAGUUUGAAGAUGCCGGUUAUCACCAGCGCCGCGAUCCCCGAACCGGCCGUGGCAUUUACCGCCCCGAGAGGGGGCUGGAGCGUUACAUACCGAAACCAUACAACGCGUACUACGACGACGGGGAGAACGAAGAGGAGGAACCCUACGGUCGGCAAUUCAUAGCCGAAACAGAGACCUUUCACCACACGGUCACGCUAUGGGGGUUACGCGUCACGCGUAACCACCAGAUGUCCGUAGACGUCUUUGUCCCUCCCGGCCGGAAUGUCAACGCGUUCUUCAGGACAUUCCGAGAAGCCGUGGAACCAAUCGACUACCGCUCCGAACCGGCCGCCCCAGCCAGGGCAAGCCCCCCUGCACGCCGAAGCGCGACCGCCAACGCCCGCAUCGGAUCCUCCCCGAUGCCCCAGUCCUCCCG
Molecule: messenger RNA, 1085 nt
Organism: Drosophila miranda
Lineage: Eukaryota; Metazoa; Arthropoda; Insecta; Diptera; Drosophilidae
Exons: 2
Coding region: 240-677 (145 amino acids)
Source: RefSeq, a predicted model, not a curated record